GUAAGAUCUGAAACUAAGGAAUUAUGUAUUGGUGAAGAUCGAGAAAAGUGGUAUCAACAUGCUUGUCAAGAAUUACACAUGAAUAUGGAGAACUUACAAGCACGAGGAUCAGGUUGGACAAUAUCAGGGAUAAAUUAUCUCCAAAUGGAUCAAACUAUUUGUAAUUCACCUAGUGGAUCUGCCUACAUAGAACUACCUGAUUGGAUGAAAAAUAAGAAAGCAGUGAUAAAUAUCAAGAAUAAUGACAAUAAGUGUUUUAUGUGGUCUGUGUUGGCUCAUUUGCAUCCUGCUGAUCAAAAUGCAGAAAGAGUUACUAAGUAUAGUGAUUAUGUGAAUGAACUAAAUUUUGGAGAUCUAACUUUUCCAAUGAAAAUUAAAGACAUAGAUAAGUUCGAAAAAAUGAAUGACCUUGCAGUCAAUAUUUUUGAAUGUACUGAAAAAUUCAAUAAAAAUUGUAAGAAAAUCAAUAGACUUAGACCUUCAAGAAGAAUGACUACUGAUAAUAGUAGAGUAGUAAAUCUAUUCUAUCAUGAAAACGAUCAAGGAAACUCCCAUUAGUCUCUCAUAAAAAACUUGGAUAAGGUACUCAAUAAACGAGGUGUGCAUCAGAAAACAUUCUGUGUUAGAUGUCAUUGUUAUUAUAAUGUAAAUAUGAACGAUAAAUGUAGAUCAAGCUAUCACAGACACUUAGAGGAUUGUGGUAAAAACAAACCAAUAGAACACCUUUUAUCCAAGAAAGAAUCCAUCAAAUUCAAAAACAUUAGUAAAACCCAGAAACAUAGAUACAUUAUUUAUGCUGACUUUGAGAGUAUUAUUUGGAAGUUCUCUAAUGCUCACUAUAAACCUAAUGAAUCAUGGACUAUGGAUGUUGGAGAACAUGUAGCAUCAAGAUUUUGUGUUGUUGUUGUGGAUUCCUUCACCAAAAAAAUACAUAAUAUGAAGUCAUAUAUAGGAUAUAAUGCAACUUUAGAAUUCAAUAAAUAUAUCAUCAAAAUUUCUCAAGAAAUCAUGAGUCUUCCUUCUGUGAGAAUGAAGAAGUUGACUCAAGAUGAAUGGACUGAAUUCAAUAAAAAUCAAGAGUGCCCUCAUUGUCAAGUACAAUAUAACACAGAAGAUAUGAAAACUACUAAAGUUAGAGAUCAUGAUCAUUGGACUGGAGAAUAUCGUGGACCUUUUUGUGGAUCUUGCAAUAUACUGAGAAGAAAGAAUAAUUUCAUUCCAGUAUUCUUCCACAACCUUAAAGGUUAUGAUUCUCAUCUCAUUGUUGGCUGUCUUGAAAGUACUAAGUAUUUGAAUGAGCAUGAAAUAGAAAUAGAAAAAAUUUCUAGCAAUACUGAGAAGUUUAUCAGUUUCAGCUACAAGUUACCUUCACAAACAGAUAAUGUAUAUUAUUCUUUCUCUUUCAUGCCUUCUGCAUUAGAUAAAUUAGCAGAAAAUUUGAGUGAUUAAAACCUACGCCUUUGUAAAAAUUAUUAUAGCCCCCAUCAAUUCCAAUUGAUGAGAAAGAAAGGUGUUUAUCCAUAUGAAUACAUGGAUUCAUUCAAAAGAUUUGAUAAAACAAAACUCCCAAAUAGAGACAAAUUUUAUGACAAGCUCAAUAAUAAAAAAUGUAAAAGAAAGGGUAUCGGUAUGCAGUGAAAGUUUGGAAAAAAAUGAAGUGUACUAGUUUGGAAGAUUACACUAGAAUUUAUAUGAUCAAUGAUGUCCUACUUUUAGCAGAUGUAUUUGAAAACUUCAGAGCUUUGAGUCUAAGGGUUUAUCAACUUGAUCCUUGUUGGUACUUUACUUCUCCAGGAUUAGCUUGGGAUGCUAUGCUUAAGAAAACUAAAGUAGAAUUAGACAAACUUCAUGAUGUUGAGAUGUAUCUCAUGAUUGAAAAAGGAAUUAGAGGUGGAAUAGUUAAUGCUGUCAAAAGAUAUUCUAAAGUUAACAACAAAUACACUAAAAACUUCAAUGAAAAACAAUUAACAAAUUUCCUUUUGUAUCUAGAUGCUAACAAUUUGUAUGGAUGGGCAAUGUGUCAAAUGUUACCUACUGGAGACUUCAAAUUUGAAACUCAAUCUUUAAUAAGUAUUCUCAAUGGUGAAGCUGAAGUCAAAUCGGAUCUAAAGGAUUAUAUUAAUUAUUUGAAGAAGUUAGAUAGAGGUUGCAUAUUUGAAGUAGAUUUAGAAUAUCCCAAAGAAAUACACUCAAGGCAUAAUGAUUCUCCUUUGUGUCCAGAGAAUGUAAAAAUUGAUAAUCACGUUAUUAAAAAGUUGUGCAAUACCUUAUUUGAUAGAGAGAAGUAUGUGAUCCAUUAUGAAAAUCUUUUACAGUGUCUUCAAUUAGGACUUAAGCUGAAGAAAAUUCAUAGGAUCAUUACUUUCAAGGAAAGCAAUUGGUUAGCCUCAUAUAUUGAAAUGAACACAAAUCCCAGGAAAAAUGCUAAAAAUGAUUUUGAGAAAGACUUUUACAAAUUAAUGAAUAAUAGUGUAUUUGGAAAAACUAUGGAAAAUGUCAGAGAAAGAGUUGAUGUCCGUUUAGUUACUGAUGAAGAUAAAAUCAAAAAAUUAGCAAGUAAACCUAACUUUAAAAGAAGAAUAAUAAACACCUGGUAGCUGUAGAAAUGGAGAAAACUAACAUUGUUCUGGAUAAACCCAUUUAUGUUGGAUUUGCUAUCAC
Molecule: messenger RNA, 2661 nt
Organism: Caenorhabditis elegans
Lineage: Eukaryota; Metazoa; Nematoda; Chromadorea; Rhabditida; Rhabditidae
Source: the annotation of a RefSeq genome assembly